UUGGUGUCGCUGUCGCUGUCACUGUCACUGUCGCUGUCACUGUCGCUGUCACUGUCACUCUCGCUGUUGCUGUCGCUGUCGCUGUCGCUGUCACUCUCGCUGUCACUCUCGCUGUCGCUGUCGCUGUCGCUGUCACUCUCGCUGUCGCUGUUGGUGUCACUGUCACUCUCACUGUCGCUGUCGCUGUCGCUGUCGCUGUCGCUGUCUCUGUCACUGUCACUGUCACUCUCGCUGUCGCUGUCGCUGUCACUGUCGCUGUCACUGUCGCUGUCACUGUCACUCUCGCUGUCACUCUCGCUGUCGCUGUCACUCUCGCUGUCGCUGUCGCUGUCGCUGUCGCUGUCACUCUCGCUGUCACUCUCGCUGUCGCUGUCGCUGCCGCUGUCGCUGUCGCUGUCCCGCCAGGUGCAGCUCCUCAAUGACGCGUACAGCGCGGUGGUGGACGCGGUGCUGGGGGCGGAGGUGGCCCCGGGGACAGAGGGGACCGAGCCGUGCGCGGCCAUCCUGGCGACGCUGCGACACAUCCGGGUCCCCAUCGUCAGCCUGGAUGUGCCCUCAGGGUGGACAGCCGCCGCGGGUGGCGCUGGUGACAUCAGUCCGGCCGUGCUGGUGUCGCUGGCGGCGCCCAAGGAGGUGACGCGGCGGUUCCAGGGCCGGCGACACUUCCUGGCGGGGCGCUUCGUGCCCGAGGAGCUGCGGCGCAAGUUCGGGAUCGGCGCCGCCGAGUACCCGGGCAGCGACUGCGUGGUGCCGCUGUGACCCCAAAAACCGCCCCGGGACCCCAAAAACUGCCCUGGGAUCCCAAAUACAGCCCUGGAAUCCCAAAAACUGCCCUGGGAUCCCAAAUACAGCCCCGGGAUCCCAAAUACUGCCCGGGACCCCAAAAACUGCCCUCGGAUCCCAAAUACAGCCCUAGGAUCGCAAACACAGCCCUGGGAUCCCAAAUACAGCCCUGGGAUCCCAAAAACUGCCCUAGGAUCCCAAAAACUGCCCUGGGAUCCCAAAUACAGCCCUGGAAUCCCAAAACUGCCCUGGGACCCCAAAAACUGCCCCGAGAUCCCAAAAAACUGCCCUAGGAUCCCAAAUACAGCCCCGGGACCCCAAAAACUGCCCUGGGAUCCCAAAUACUGCCCUGGGAUCCCAAAACCUUCCCCAGGAUCCCAAAAUAUGCCCUCGGAUCCCAAAAAACUGCCCUGGGAUCCCAAAUACAGCCCUGGGAUCCCAAAAACUGCCCUGGGAUCCCAAAAACUGCCCUGGGAUCCCAAAAACUGCCCUGGGAU
Molecule: messenger RNA, 1280 nt
Organism: Oenanthe melanoleuca
Lineage: Eukaryota; Metazoa; Chordata; Aves; Passeriformes; Muscicapidae
Gene: YJEFN3
Product: YjeF N-terminal domain containing 3
Exons: 2
Source: RefSeq, a predicted model, not a curated record